This is a messenger RNA of Pieris napi, 580 nucleotides long. It is a transcript of the gene mRpL34, whose product is annotated as 39S ribosomal protein L34, mitochondrial. Gene Ontology annotation, cellular component: ribosome; mitochondrial large ribosomal subunit. The transcript has 2 exons. The record is from RefSeq and is a predicted model, not a curated record. Gene Ontology annotation, molecular function: structural constituent of ribosome. The coding region runs from base 233 to 493 and encodes 86 amino acids. NCBI's taxonomy places the organism in Eukaryota, Metazoa, Arthropoda, Insecta, Lepidoptera, Pieridae. Gene Ontology annotation, biological process: translation.
UUCUGUGUCCAAUUACUUCCUACUGGCUACUCUGUGUUUGGACUGUUUUGAACCGCAAGGCUCAUCAUCGAUGAUCGAAUAAAUAAUAAUUGCAGAAGAAAUGUGGUAAAACCAGUACUGUGCUUUUUUUCGUGAAAUAUAUCAUUGGUCCAUUGCUAACUUGGUAAUAGACGUAUCAGACACUAGAAAGCCAAGUAUAUUGUUAUUGGAUUGAGUGUAUUAUCUUGAAAUCAUGUUACAUCGUUUUAUUUCUGCUGUAUUUCAACCAUUUAAACAAGGGCUUUUCUUGGCUCAGCCACCCAGUUCUAACCUAGUAAAGCCAGAAUCGUGUUUACUGUCUUUAGUACGCACAAAAGUACGCUGUUACUUUCCUCGUCCUAAUGAAGUAAAAAGAGUUCGUCGGCAUGGCUGGGAAAAAAGAAUGUCCUCACAGAAUGGUCGCAGGGUUAUUAUGAGAAGACUUCUAAAAGGCCGUCAUGUACUUACACAUUAAUAUUUUUUCUAUAAUGUGAAGAAGUAAUGUUAAUAAUAUACAGUUAUAUAAACAUUAGAUUUAGUAAUUAAACCAUAUUAUUUUUAA